Messenger RNA from Paramuricea clavata, 8242 nucleotides. The record is from the annotation of a GenBank genome assembly. Lineage: Eukaryota; Metazoa; Cnidaria; Anthozoa; Malacalcyonacea; Plexauridae.
AUGGAGGCUGUAUCGAGAUGGCUUUGUGGCUUCUAUGCAGACAAAGUGACGAUUCAACGCCACAGACGGACAGUAACUUGUGGAGAUAAAGUACUACUUUGUAGUAUCAAGUUAACCGACCCUAAUUCAAAUUUUACAAAUUAUCACGAGAAUAAAAUCACUGUUUUAUACCACGGUAGAAAUGCGGAAGCAGUUGGAGACUGUAAAUUGUAUAUUACGAAAGUAAAUUCUCGACAACUCGACGUUUUCUGCUAUGCUCGUCGCGCUGGGAGAGCAACAGUGAAGGUAGAUCUGGGGAAAUGGUAUCAAGUCGAAGGCGGUAAGCAAGAUAUCACUGUAAAGUAACCUAACUUUAUAUCUACUAUAUACUGGCUAGCUAAUCAGAUCUAAACUAUUCUCCCCUGCAGAGGGCAACUGUGCAAAUGAAGCCAUUGUUAUUCAUACAAGCCUAAUCUCGCGCAACGAGAGUUGCGUCACUGUAUGCACAAUUGCACACACGCUUUUAUCGCGAGACUCGUGAUUUUAAUCAAUCUCGCGAAUAUAUACUUGUUUGAAUCCAAUCUCGCGCCCGAUCGAUUUCGAAUCUUGAACAGAAAUUAAAGAAUGUCAAGCAAAAGAUAAACUAUCAAUGGGUAAACAACUAAUCUGAUCAUCUUGACUGACAUUUUAACACGAGUGAUCUACGAGUCUUAUUAGUAUAAUCUGCUCUUUUAUCUUCCGUUACAGAUGAAUGUCCGACUCGUUUCGAGUCCGUAUUUUAAGAAAUCAAAAGUAAUGUUGUAUUGCCUAUUGGCCAAGUAUCACUUUAGAAUUAUUUCAUAUAUUGCAUGACAGCGUAUAUAGUUUCCACAAUAAUUUUAAAUAUAUAGUGAGUGAAAACAUGGGCGAUCUACUGAGUAUUGUUGUGUACAAUUUCAAAAUGUGUUGAUUUUUUUUUCAAAACUUCAACCCAAACAAUUCAGUUUCUCAUAAAUAUAGACUGCUUCUCGGCUUUGCCCCCAUUUAAUUAAACAAGUUCUCAAUUAUACGAGAGAAGUGUUUAUAUGUUAUAAGAAUAGUGAGAUACUGUGUCGUAUUGCAAACUGAAAGCGUGAGAACUGUUCAAAAAUCGUGAACCGGUUAGCUCCCUACCUUUCGCAGCCAAGCUAAACACACACUGCAUGCUGACUGCCCUUGGGUGCAACUGUUAAAUCACAGGAGGGUAAUAUAAUAUAUCGUUUGCAACGUUUAAAACUACAACAAAAUAUCGUGAAAAUACAAGAGUAGGCGUAAUAAUUAAUCUAUGCCUGCAGCUUUUUUAAUGCCCUCUAGUUUUUAAGGCCAUGUUAUACAGGAUUCCGGGACAUGCAUAGGCGUACGGGACGGGAGAAAAUUAGGGGCCGGGCGGAAAGAAAUUUGCCCGACUUUUUCGGAUUGUGCCCGACCAGUGCUGAAAUUUUUUUUUUCCAGAACAAUUAAUUUUAGCGACUUCCCCCCCCCCCUUUCGGUUACUGUACCAUUUUAGGGGUCCAAAAAUUUUUCGGACAUAACAAAAUUUUUCGGAAGAUCAAACAAAUUUUCCCCAAAAUCACAAAAUUGACAUAAUUUCCCGCAAAUAUGUCCCAUUUUAUCUUAUAAUAACCCAAUAUUGCCCGACUGUUAAGCGAAUAUUGACAAACUGGCUUUGUUUGCCCAACAAACGGGGGUUAUUAUUAAGAGAGAUUUUAUUGCUUUGACUACUUUUUGCCCGACUUUUGCCCGACUUUUGUUGAACAUUUGCCCGACUUUUCGGCUUUGUAAUCUUUUUGGGGCGGGGGGGGGGGCAGCUGCCCCCCCCGUCCCGUACGCCUAUGGGGACAUAUCAAAAAAGUAGUCACGUAUAGAAAUUGUGAUCAUAUAUGGCACCACAUUCAAGGACACACAUUGGAGUAGGGGAUUUAGCCUCCCUCAAACCCCCCUCUCCCCUCGACAGCGUUCGAAAAUCACAAAACGUCGGUCCAAGUUUUUAUUGGGACUGUGUCCUUCCGAUUUUCUGCUAUAAGAGUUAGUACUUCAAACAUAACAUGGUUUUAUUUCGGAAAUUAUAUAUAGUGUAGUGUGCAAUAGCAAAAUCAAAAAGAAUGUAAAGUUAAAGAUAAUUUUAGCUGAUGGUUCGUGCAUGGCAGAUUAAUUUUUCUGACUUGUAUUUUAAUAAUUUAACACUCCACCAGGGGCGAAACUAGCCCCUUUUAAUUGGGGGGGGGGGGUAUACUAGAAUUGCCCUGCGAAAGCCGAUGAUGCCCUGCAGCAAAAAUUUUUUUUGGCCACUUUUUCUCCCAAAAUGGUUGGCGAGCGGGGGAGAGGUCGAAAAAAUUUUUCCGGACAUAAAGGGGGCGAAAAAAUUUUUCCGGACAUAAACCAAUUAGAUUAAAGGUUAAAAAAUUCCUGUUAAAACAUGCAUGAAACCCUUAUUUUUUACCAGUAUCUGUAAAAUUUAGGUCUCUAUAAAUUCUAUUCAAUUCCCUCUGGAAGCCCUGCGGAAGCUACUUAAUAACUCUACAUUCUAUCAUUUAAAAUCUUUCAUUGCCCUGCCAGUCCAGAUGAUUUGUACUUUGGGAAUCCAGAUGAUUUGCCCUACCAAUCCAGAUGAUUUGUACUUUUUUGGGGGGGUCCCCCCACCCCACACACACACACCCUCUCAAGUUUCGUCCCUGUACUCCACAUCAAACGCCAGUCGUAUUACGGCUCCUUAAUUUAGGUUGCAUCUCUGUUGUCUGUUUGACGUUUCAAAAAUAUCAAUUGUAAUGAACGUGAUGUUAAUUGUGUAAUAAUUAUCUUGUAUAUAGAUCAAGAUCUAAACAUUGACAUAGUUCCAUCCACGCCACAUUAUGUAAAUGAUGUCAGAUUUACAACACAUGGCGCAAUUGAUGAAAGUUUUUCUGCGGAUCCUACAGUCAUGUACAGGAACCAGUGGUCAAUCUUAGAAGCGGAGAUGGUUGAUCGCUACAACAAUGUUGUCUGUGAAUUGAGUAAUGACUACAACAUUGGUUUACUGUUGUUCGACGAUAAGGGAAAGGUGAUAGAAAUGGAAUACAAAGAUGUUGAAUUUCAAAAUAAAAGGCUUCGAGUACAAAUGAAGAUAAGUGAGGCUGGGAAAUAUCAUCUAGCAAUAAUUCUGCUCAGUAGAAACAGUCACAAUCAAGUAGUCCGUUUGCAAGAGAUUCAAGUACAAGUCAAUGACGCACCAUUGUACCUGGCUGGAUCAAAAUUCCUUCAUCCCAAAACUUGCGUGGCUGGCAAAGAGAUUCAGUUAGAAGUCCUUCCAUUUGACGUAUUUGGUUGUCCCCUGUCUGCUAACUCGACUACUGAUUGUAAUCUCACCGAAGAUAUUCUAAAUUUACCUUUAAAGCUGAGUGAGAAUGAAGAAACCACGGACUUCAAAAUAACCAAGCAAGACUCCAACGAGACACGUAGCAUAUUUGUGCAAAAACCGUCUUCCAAAACAGCGAUCAAACAACAUAAGAAAGUAAAUAUAAAAAAGAUCAAUACACCUGAAAAUUUAAGUUUUACUGUCGCAGUUUGUUUUAAAAUAGCUGGCCUUAGAAAGUUAAGACUGAUCGUGCACUCUGGUUCUAAGUCAAGUUCUAAAGAUAUUUAUGUUAAGGUUCUUUCCUCCACGCCACAUUAUGUAAAUGAUGUCAGAUUUACAACACAUGGCGCGAUUGAUGAAAGUUUUUCUGCGGAUCCUACAGUCAUGUACAGGAACCAGUGGUCAAUCUUGGAGGCGGAGAUGGUUGAUUGCUACGACAAUGUUGUCCGUGAACUGAGUAAUGACUACAACAUUGAUUUACAGUUAUGCAACAAUGAAGGAAAGGAAAUGGAAUACAAAGAUGUGGAAUUUCGAAAUGAAAGACUUCGAGUACAAGUGAAGAUUAACGAGGCUGGGAAACAUAAUCUAGCAAUAACUGUGACAAAUAGGAACAACCACGAUCAAGUAAUCCGUUUGCAAGGGAUUCAAAUACAAGUCAACGACGCACCUUUGUACCUGGCCGGAUCAAAAUUCCUUCAUCCCAAAACUUGCGUGGCUGGCAAAGAGAUUCAGUUAGAAGUCCGUCCAUUUGACGUAUUUGGUUGUCCCUUGCCUGCUACCUCGACUACUGAUUGUAAUCUCACCGGAGAUAUUUCAAAUUCACCUUUAAAGCUGGGUGAGAAUAAAAAAACCACGGACUUCAAAAUAACCAAGCAAGACUCCAACGAGACACAUAGCAUAUUUGUGCAAGCACCUUCUUCCAAAACAGCGAUCAAACAACAUAGAAAGGAGCAAAUAAAUAUCAAAAAGAUCAAUGCAACUGGAAAUUUAAGUUUUGCUGUCACAGUUUGUUUUAAAAUAGCUGGCCUUAGAAAGUUAAGACUGAUCGUGCACUCUGGUUCUAAGUCAAGUUUUAAAUACAUUGAUGUCAAAGUUCUUCCCUCCACUCCAGAUCAUUUUAGUGAUGUCAAAUUUACAACACAUGGCGCAAUUGAUGAAAGUUUUUCUGCGGAUCCUACAGUCGUGUACAGGAACCAGUGGUCAAUCUUGGAGGCGGAGAUGGUUGAUUGCUACGACAAUGUUGUCCGUGAACUGAGUAAUGACUACAACAUUGGUUUAAAGUUAUCCGACGAUAAGGGAAAAGAAAUGGAAUACAAAGAUAUGGAAUUUCAAAAUGAAAGACUUCGAGUACAAAUGAAGAUAAAUGAGGCCGGAAAGCAUACACUGUUAAUAACUUUGACAAAUAAGAGUAGUCAAGAUCAAGAAGUAGUUCGUUUACAAGAGAUUCAAAUACAAGUCAACGACACACCAUUGUACCUGGCUGGAUCGAAAUUCUUUCAUCCCGUAACUUGCCUGGCUGGCAAAAAAAUUCAGUUAGAAAUUCGUCCACUUGAUGUAUUUGGUUGCGCCUUGCCUGCUGACUCGACUACUGAUUGUAAUCUCACUGGAGAUUUUCUAAAUUUAGCUUUGGAAUUAAAUGAGAAUAAGGAAACCGUGAAUUUCAGAAGAUUAAAGAACGAAUCCAAUGUCGUAAUUCGCGUUUCAAUCGUCCUAACGAAAGCUGGUCGUAGAAAAGUGAGGAUAAUUGACAAGGAUAAUAAAUCAAAAGAGCUAAGUAUUCAAGUUAAUCCUGAUGUAAACGAUGUGCACUGGGAGCUCACUGCUCCAAAAGAAACUGCUUAUAGAAGAGAAAAAUUAAUCUUAGCAGUGCGCUUGUUUGAUUGUUUUAAUAAUGAAGUACGAACUGAUGCAUUAGAAAAUCUGAUCCCGCAGCUUAUAAAGAGGGAUGGGCCUGAUGGAUUGCGUUUUACAGAAGAAUUCAACAACAAAGUUGCAAUUCAUUGCUACUUCAAGCAAAUAGGGAAAUACGAUCUUUGCUUAGCCGAUCGAGAUGGUACUUGUCUUGAGGGUACUUCGUUCUUAAUCACUGUACAGGAUGCUCCUUUAGAUUAUCACAAUUCAACCAUUGAAUGGAUACCUCAAUAUGAUGAUCUUCCAGAUCAACCUGUGUUCCCCGAAGACGAAACAUUUCAAUGUUGCCUGAGACUGAAAGACGUAGUUGGUUAUGAUUAUGACACAAAAAUAGCAAAGGGUUGUAUUAAAGUGAAAUAUGGUAAUACCGAGAUGAAAAACAUAAAGGUCUCUUCUUGUCCAAACGAUGUUGCUUCCUACAAUAUUGUUGUUCCAUCGAAGAAUCUUGUGAAAGAUGAUGCAAACCCGAGAUUUUGGUGCUUCGUAAAUGGCAGGAAAAUUGAACAACCCUUGAUUCUGCCAACAUUUGAAGGAUUUGAGAAGUAUGAUGAUGAUAGUAACUGUGUUAUAGAGCAUAGAAGAUACGAAUUUGUAAGGAUUGUUUGCUAUGGUGUUACGAGAAACGACAUUAUUGGAAGUGAUUAUGCUCACUUGAAUAAUAUCAAGAGAGUUUGCGAAUUGUAUGACGAUCCCGAAGUUGAGACUUGUCAAGACGAGGAUAUUGAUGAUGAUUUUGUAGAGUAUGGUGAUGAUGAGCCAAUCGGCGCAGAAGGAGGUGGUAAUGAUGAUUAUAACUAUGAUUAUGAUGCUGAUGAUUAUGAUAAUUAUGAUAAUGAUGAUGAUUAUGGUGAUGAUGAUGACCCCACUAUAAUUAUUGAACUUCCACUUGAAGAAAUCGUAUACGAUACAGAGUCAUGGGACUGGAUAGUUAUAUGUACACUUGAGGAAAUAGAACACAAGAUACAGGAUUGUCGGAAUAUUUUGCUGCAUCUUCUCAGGGCUAUCUUUUAUCGCAAAGAGGCAUUCGAACUAGACAAGGACAGAGAAGAUUGGAAAGAGAGAGCAAGUAAAAAUUACAGAAAAAUCGAAAAAGGAGAAGAUAUUAACAAAAAUCUUCCUCGGUUUUGCAGCCAAAUCAAAGAAAAGUACGCCAGACUUAUGAGAAGAUAUCACGAUGCUGCAUGCGACGAGUUUUUUCAGUUUUUUAAUGCUAAACGUGAUCAGAGUGAGAUUGAUCUUCAUGGAUUGUUGGUUGUGGAUGAAAAGAAGCUCCGGGAUUAUGAGCGACAACUUCGUUCCAGAGGUCGCAUGAGUUUGGACCAAGUGGAAAGAAAAAUCGAAGAAGAACGCGAUCAUGGUAAUGAGGCUAUAAGGUAUUGUACAUUUACUCUCUUAGUCUCUAUUUAUACCGCAGAGGUGUAUGCACGGCGAUGAGCUUCGAAACAUUUGACAUGGUUUCUUGUAGGUUUGAUGGCAAUAAUUAUAUUUUAUUAUUAUUAUCUUCAUAUUUGUCCAGGAUACCCACAUCACCAAAGUAUUUUUCAGUGGGGUCCUGCAAAUCUAAAUUACAUUAAUUGAAGAUUUAGCCAUGCACUAUUUACAGCUAGCAGCAACACAUAUAUACAAUAUAAUUAUUGAAAAGUAUUAAUAAAGCCUCAUUUCCAAUCGAAACGAAGCACAACGCACUUCUUUGUUUCAAAGACAUUAAUGCAAUUAAUAUUUAAUUUGAUUUUGUGGAAAACGCCCAUUAUUUACAAAGUUUUCGGUCCGUAAACCUGAGUAAAUAGUCUGCCCUAGCCUUGUAUUACGAUGUGUACGAUACUUCGUAUUUGUCUCUUCCGUCCAAGGAUUGAAGUAUAGUCGAAAAUAGUCUAGAGAGAGCUCUUUCAAAUUCUAGGAGAUUCAUGACAUCUUACUUGGCCCAAACCUGGAUCCCGUCUCCAGCUGCAUAGAGUCUCCUUCAUGUGGGAACCAGGUGGGAAUUUGCGCCUCCCCUCUGCCCCUCACAGCAGCUCUGUUAGUAGAAACUCUUUUUACUAUUCAACCAUAGGAAAUUGCGAGAAAGACUGGAUAAUUAUGACAAGGAAAAAGCCAAAGAAGAGGGUGAGCCAUGGCUUGAGAUCAUCGUUGGUUCUGGUCAUCACUCUAAAGUACGGCAAAACUCUAAAGUACGACAAAGAAUCCGACCAAAGGUGGAAGAAUACUUGAAGAAAAGGAAAAAAACGAGGAAAUUUUCUCCUGUUAACAAAGGAGCUUUGGUGGUCACAUUUGAAAAGUAUACUGGAAGUGAGCCAUGUUUUGGAGAGUAUUAUUGCACCAAAUGUGACAACAGAUGGCGAAAUGGUCGAAGUUGGAUUGGCAAGUGGCAAGCUUGUUACGACUGCUACGAAGAGGAGGGAUUACUCGAGAAAUGUUACCCACUCAAGCAACGCUGUAGAAGAAAACGGCAGAGUUACAAUCCCAAUAUUGUUUCAAGAAACCAACGGCCAUUUCCCGAACACCUUGAAAAACUUUGUGAAAAGUGCAUUGAACUUGGAAGGCCAUGUCCACGAGCGUGAUGAUUUCACCAUUUACGUGUAAGGGAGAAGAAAUUUCUCCAGGAAGAGAAAGAACUCUAUGAUUUUAAGGAUAUCGGUUAGAUUUAAUGUAUUGAUUAAGGUUAGGAUGGAUUAUAUCAGGACAUAGGUCAGGUUUAAACCAUUAGAAUGAGUUAUUAAUGCAUGAAUAAAUUAGCCAACUAUAUUACUUUAUUCUGCUCACAUGAUGAGACUGAAUAUAUCUGGUGAAGUAUAUUGAUCUUGUCGAAGCCUACGGGUAACAACUUGCAACAAGCCUGAUUUUCUCAACUUGCAUCAACAUUGAUGCGUUCAUCAGACUUGCUGCAAGUUGUUUCAAAACUUGAUAUCCACAGACUUAAUGCAAGUUGAUGAAACGUCUCCAAAUGACAACUUGCAGCGAGCCUGAUUUUUUCAACUUGCAUCAGCAUUGAUGCGUUCAUCAGAC